AUGGAUGCCCAGCCGCGAGCCUCGCAGGCCAGCUCUCAUUUUCCUCUUGACCCUAUUUCGGGAUCCACACUCUUCGAUCUCGAGACUGCUCGGCGCCAGGGACUCACUCGCCGAGGCUUGUUCAAGACUGGAAGUAAGGAGAUUGAUGAGCAAGUCCUCGUCGGCGGGUUUGAGCGUGGCCAGGUGGUUGGAGUCAGUGCUGAGGAGGUGGACUUUGCGCUUUUGCUUGCUCUUCAAACUACCGCCCGUAACCUAGUUCUUGGUCUGGAUGGAGGCCCUGGUCUGCAUAAAGCUGCUAUAAUCACCACGCUGGCGGCACCGGUGAUCCUACCGCUGCUACGUGAUGUCGUCAAAUCACAGGUCCAAGCCAAGCUAGGGCGCGACCAUGCCAGCGUCAACGCUCACGUGCGCGAGUGUUUACGACGCAUUUCAGUCUCACGGGUAUUCGACAUUGAGGGUUUAUGGGAGGUGCUGGAUGAGCUUGAGACAGAAUCUCCUGCUCCAAGCCCAGAGACAGCCAAGGAGGACGUCAUCCCUGUCGUCGCCGAGGUGCCCGAGUCUUCGCCGCUAUCGUCACCACUUUCGUCUCCUCCAUCCUCCCCCAUAGAAGAAGGCGCUGCUUGCCGGGCUACUGAGAGAACUGAGGUACUUGAUAGCGAAGACGAGGGUGGGCUGUCGUCGUCACCUUCCGCUUCCCCAGUUCCGACCGCUGGAACGAACGCCGAUGUACAGUCGGCGCAAGUGCCAGCACCGUCACCAUCCAACCAGGAACCUGAAGGAAUGUAUAGCACCAUACCGGAAAUAAUCCUAAUCACCCACUUCUCAGACCUUCUCAGCUCUCUCUUCACCCAACGGGAUAAGUCAUCAGCACACUCCACUCUUCAAGUUCUCGCAUCUCACCUACGAUAUCUAGCCCACUCGGCAGGGCCUCUUAUAUUCCUCCUCAACGGCACAACCAACACCUCCACUGGUCCUGUCGCCAGUCAGGUUGGCACCGGUCCAACCACACCGGGCCAAGCGGGCAAGCGGCCGCCGGAGCGGCCUAUCGACCCAACGCUCCGUUCUAUUUUCAACCCGCCGCCUCCAACACACGGUGGCUACGGUUCUUCAAGCCUGACGCUAAGUCGUAGGAACAAGCCGGCCUUUGGGCUCACGUUCUCGCAAUUCCUGGAUUUGCACCUCUUGUGCACGCGUCUGCCGAGAGCACGUGCGGAUGCCGAGGCCGCGUUCGCGCCCACCGUCUCUCACGUGAAUGGCACAAGCAGGGUCAAGUACGCUUGGGCUGUUGAGGUGCUGCUGGACGAGAGCAGAGUCUGGGAUGGCGGUGGUAUGCGAGUGGACCGGGAACAGAGGUGGGGGGCUGUGGACAUCAAUAAUGGUGUCAAGAUUGUCGAUGCCUUCCAGAAAGAAGAGAAGCACUACUUGACAGAACCCAUCAGGCUCGCUGCUGGGUUUGGUGGUCGUAGGGUCUAA
Molecule: messenger RNA, 1473 nt
Organism: Neoarthrinium moseri
Lineage: Eukaryota; Fungi; Ascomycota; Sordariomycetes; Amphisphaeriales; Apiosporaceae
Exons: 2
Coding region: 1-1473 (490 amino acids)
Biological process (GO): DNA strand invasion; double-strand break repair via homologous recombination; reciprocal meiotic recombination
Cellular component (GO): replication fork; centrosome; Rad51B-Rad51C-Rad51D-XRCC2 complex
Molecular function (GO): ATP-dependent activity, acting on DNA; four-way junction DNA binding; single-stranded DNA binding
Source: RefSeq, a predicted model, not a curated record